CACUCAGAACUCACUCAAACCGAUAAGUCAUUCAAAAAAGAAAAACAAGAGGAGAAGCAAUUAUCUGCCGGCCAGUCAGCAGCAAUGGCAAUUCAAAGAAACGUGGAUUCAGAAGAAGCUCCCAUCCACGGCGACAUCCUGGACACAAUCCUCACCCACGUCCCGCUCAUCCACCUGCUGCCGGCUUCCCAAGUUUCCCGGUCGUGGAACGGCGCCGUCUCGACCUCCCUCCGUGGGUUCAACAAGCCCAAGCCCUGGCUCAUCCUCCACACCCAGAACACCCGCUCCCCUUACCCGACCACGGCCCACGCCUUCGACCCGCGCUCCCGGGUCUGGGUCCAGAUCCACAAACCCGAAAUCAACUACGUCUCCGCCCUCCGCUCCGCCCACUCCUCCCUCCUCUACAUGCUCUCCCCAGCCAAAUUCUCCUUCUCCUUCGACCCGCUCCACCACACCUGGGACCACGUCGACGCCCCCAUCAUGUGGCGGACCGACCCGAUUGUCGGGAAGGUCGGCAAAUGGGUCGUCAUCGCGGGCGGAACCUGCGACUUCGAGGACGACCCGCUCGCCGUUGAGAUGUACGACGUCGAGUCCCGCACCUGGCGCACCUGCGAGUCCAUGCCGGCCAUCUUCAAGGACUCCGCCGCCUCCACGUGGCUCACCAUCGCGGUCGGGUCGGAUAGGAUGUAUGUGGCGGAGAGGAGCACGGGGGUCGGGUACACUUUCGACCCGGAUACCGCGGUCUGGAGCGGGCCCUACGACGUGCGUCCAGGGGGAGGCGGCGGGGGACUCUGCGCCUCCUCCGCGCUGGGGAUCGUCAACGGCCGUCUGGUCCUGGUGGGGCUAAUCGGAGAUGGGGCGAAUCAGAAGGUCAAGGGUUUGAAAUUGUGGGAAUUGGACGGGGAGACGAUGGAGUGCGGCCGGGAGAUCGGGGAGCUCCCGGCCGAGUUCUUGAAGGAAUUGGAGCCCGAUUUCGCCGGGCUUUCGUCGGUGAACGUGAAUUUCAAGGGGGAUUUCUUGUUCGUGACGAACAAUUCGGCGCCGGAGCGGGUGAUCGUCGGCGAAUUCGACGACGGCGGGAGGUGCGGCUGGAGCAGCGUGCGGAACUCGGUGGUGAACGACGAUGUUCGGCUUUCCAGUACGGUGGUGUACACGUGUGCCGACGUCGGGUUGGGGGAUUUGCAGCGGGCGACGGUGUCGGCGGGUUGGAGAUUCUCCCUCAAAGACGGCGCGUGACUGUCAGAUUUUAAUGAAACUUUUCCUUUUUUUUUUCUUUCUUUCUACACAAUGAAUUCAUAAAUAUUGGUUUUAAUGUCACCACAAAUUUCAUUGUAAUUACGGUGUGAAAGAGGAGAGUUUAAUUUGAACUUUUUCGAUCGUAUUUUAUUUAAUUGACGCAAUAUUUUUUUCCAUAGUAAUGCAUAUUCUCGGAGUUCGACGCCAGUGUAUGAAACGCUAGGUUCGGCAUGACACAAAUGGCAGUUUGACAAACUUAUAGUUAAAAUGUAGCUACUGGCUAGUACCCAGAAUUGAGCCUCGGAUUUCAAUAACUGCUGUUUGGGUGGCCAACUGUGAUGCUCAAUAGUUAGACGGUUGGUAUUUAGAAAAAAACAUUGACUUGACCGUAUUUAAAGUUUUUUUUUGUUGUUGUCGAGGAUUGGUGGUAAUAGAGUUAAUAAUUGUUG
Messenger RNA from Linum trigynum, 1685 nucleotides. Lineage: Eukaryota; Viridiplantae; Streptophyta; Magnoliopsida; Malpighiales; Linaceae. The record is from the annotation of a GenBank genome assembly.